This is a messenger RNA of Phytophthora sojae, 2184 nucleotides long. RefSeq names its product ABCF/EF-3b transporter-like protein. NCBI's taxonomy places the organism in Eukaryota, Oomycota, Peronosporomycetes, Peronosporales, Peronosporaceae. The coding region runs from base 1 to 2184 and encodes 727 amino acids. The record is from RefSeq and is a predicted model, not a curated record. Gene Ontology annotation, molecular function: ATP binding; ATP hydrolysis activity. The transcript has a single exon.
AUGGAGCGCGCUGUGACGCAGGCGCUGAGCGCGACGCUGCGCGGGCUGGAUGAGACCAUCCUCGAGUACAUCAGCGGCGCCGUGGCGGACCAGCUGGCGGACAAGGUGCCGGCGGACGCGGCGGCGCUGGAGGCGCAGCUGGAGGAGAGCGUGGCGCCGUUCCUGCUGAGCACGGGCUUCUGCGACGACGAGGCGGCGGCCUCGCAGCAGUGCGCGGCGCUGGCGGCCAAGCUCAUGGCCAGCCCGGAGCUGCAGGCUCUGCGCGGCGAGGGCGGCGGCGCGCAGGACGCCGUGCGCGUGCUGGAGAACACGCAGAGCAUCGAGGAGCAGGCGCGCAAGGACGAGGGCGCGGCCGACGCCGAGCAGCUCAUGGCGCGCAUGUGGGGCUUCGACAAGAUCCGCAAGACCACGAACGACGAGCUGGAGGCGCAGCAGUCGGCCAUGUCGGCCCGCCAGGUGCGCAAGCAGAUCAAGCUGGAGCAGCUCACGGCCGAGCGCGAGGAGGAGCAGGCCGAGCUCGACCGCGAGUGGGAGGACGCGCGCUUCCUGCCGGACCUGACGCAGGACAACGGCGAGCGCGACAUCCACGUGCCGCGCCUGACCAUCAACUUCAAGGGCAAGACGCUGCUGUCCGACACGGCGCUCAAGAUCGUGGCCGGCCGGCGCUACGGCCUCGUGGGCAAGAACGGCGCCGGCAAGACCACGCUGCUGCGCUACAUCUCGCACUACGAGCUCGAGGGCUUCCCGCGGCACAUCCGCAUCCAGCUGGUGGAGCAGGAGUCCGCCUCCAAGCUCAGCAAGGACGACCGCAGCGUGCUCGAGGUGGUGCUGGCCGCCGACUACGAGCGCACCAUGCUGCUGCAGGAGGAGAAGGAGCUCACGGCCGAGGAGGCCAGUCAGGGCGCGGACCACAGCGUCCGCCUCAAGGAGAUCUACGACCGACUUGUGAACAUCGACUCGGACACGGCCGAGUCGCGCGCGCGCACGAUCCUCAGCGGCCUGCAGUUCCCCGACCACGUCGUGGACGGCCCGGCCAAGGCGCUGUCCGGUGGUUGGCGCAUGCGCACGGCGCUGGCCGGCGCGCUGUUCAUGGCGCCCGACCUGCUGCUGUUGGAUGAGCCCACGAACCACUUGGAUCUCGAGGCCGUCAUCUGGCUCGAGCACUACCUGGAGAAGUACGAGAAGCAGAUGAUCGUGGUGUCCCACGACCGCAACUUCCUAAACGCCGUGACCACCGACAUCGUGUACCUGACGAACCAGAAGCUCACGUACUACAAGGGCGACUACAACACGUUCGAGCACACGAUGAAGGAGAACCUGCGCCAGCAGCGCAAGGCCUACGACGCCCAGCAGAUGAAGAUCCAGCACAUGCAGGAGUUCAUCGAGCGCUUCCGCGCCAACGCCAAGAAGGCGCCGCUGGUGCAGUCGCGUGUCAAGGCGCUCGACAAGAUCCUGCGCAACGAGCUGAUCGACGAGCCCGAGGACGAACACGCCUUCCGCAUGCACUUCCCGCCCCCGGAGCCGCUGGGACGGCCGAUCAUCGCCGUCGAGGACGUCGGCUUCCGGUAUACGCCCGAGUCGCCCGUGCUGUUCAAGGACGUGCACCUGGGCGUGGACAUGUCCAGCCGCAUUGGUAUCCUCGGUGUGAACGGCUCGGGUAAGUCGACGCUCAUCAACAUCAUGAUCGGCAAGCUGCGCCCGAAGGACGGCUCGGUCACGAUGAACCCGCGUCUGCGCGUGGCCACGUUCACGCAGCACCACGUCGACUCGCUCGACCUGUCCAAGUCCGCCGUGCAGAACAUGCAGGAGCUGUUCCCGGGCCACGAGCCCGACGAGUUCCGGUCACACCUCGGCCGCUUCAACCUGUCGGGCGAGCUGGCGAUCAAGCCCACGCGCACGCUGUCCGGUGGCCAGAAGUCGCGUGUCGGCUUCGCGCUCAUGACGUGGCGGCUGCCGCACGUCGUGGUGCUCGAUGAGCCCACGAACCACUUGGACAUGGAGACCAUCGACGCGCUGAUCGACGCGCUGCGCGAGUACAAGGGCGGCGUGGUCAUCGUGUCCCACGACCAGCACUUCGUGACGAGCGUGUGCGAGGAGCUCUGGGUCGUGGGCGACCAGAAGGUGGCGCGCUUCCGCGGCAGCAUGAGCGAGUACAAGAACCAGGUGCUUGGGGCGAAGAAGUGA